AUGCGGAUCGCCGUCGAGCAGCAGCAGCAGCCACAGCAGCCCGCGCCAUUUGUCGCCGUGGAAGAGCCGCGCUUCUGCGCGCUGUGCGAGGUGUCCUUCGCCACCCCGGCCCAGAGUCGCGCUCAUUUCGCCAGCGAGGACCACGAGACGGCCAUGUUAACGUCCGGUCCACGACGAUGGGCCACCGGGCCGGGCCCAUCUUUAUCCGUGAAUCUCGGCAUCGCCGAGCCGGUCAACGCUGCGCCAAGGUACCCGGCCCUCGAGACGAAAAAUCGCUCAACGGCUCCGCUGCACAGAUAUAAA
Molecule: messenger RNA, 303 nt
Organism: Mesorhabditis spiculigera
Lineage: Eukaryota; Metazoa; Nematoda; Chromadorea; Rhabditida; Rhabditidae
Source: the annotation of a GenBank genome assembly